CGUGAAUGUGAUGUCAACCACAAGCGAAAUGUCAUCCGUCGUGCUAGAAGCGUACCUCCAUAGGUACUCGCAGCAUGCAACCGCCGAUGUCUUGACGGUGGUGGCCGUCAAGUCGGUGUUGGAUGACAUGAUUGGCGACAUUGAGACGUGGGUCCAUGAGACAGAGCACGACAAAUUGGCGGCCGAACUCGCCAAAGCGCAGGCGGCGCUCUCCCAGUACGCCAUUGCCGAGCGUAUCCAUUGGGACGAAAAGCAAAACAUGCUUCAAAAGGUGCACGUGUUGCAGAUGGAAGGUCGGCGCCUCGCGCGCAAACUCCAGUUGGAGGCCGACCUUGUAGCCCAGGAAGUCCAAGACAAGGAAAGGCUGGAGAAGGAGCUGGCAACGUCCAAGGAACAGAUCGCGUCGUGGGCGACGCUAUCCCGGGAGUUAGCACGAUCCCAACGCGAAGUCCGAGAGUUGCAUCGACGUCUGGGCAUUCAAAGCCUGCUCAAGCCUGUUUUGGCUACUACUACUACGCAAGGCGAAGCACCACAAGGACCCGACGUCCAACGCGGCCUCGCGGCCUUAUCCGAUCCCAUCUUGCUGCACAUAUUUUCCAACAUGGAUGCCAUGGAUGUGCUCUCCAUGAGCUUAACGUCCAAAGCUAUGAAGGCCCGAAUACAUAAAUUGUUUGGGCUGAAAAAAGAACCCACCAUGCCGCGAUCAACCGUUCAUAAAACCCUGCCAUCAACUACCAAAUCCGCAACGAUUAAACCAGUUCCAGCAUUCGACAAGUCCCAGCUGGCGAGAGCAAACGACAUGAUCAAAUCGUUCAAUGCCAAGGAAAUGAAACUAUUUCACGAUUUGAUGCUUCGCAUGAAAAGUUUAGAGGCAAACUUGACCGCAGUCCACGCCGAGAAAGAAGACUUGGCCGCCCGGCUGCACAAUGCUGAAAACGUUCGAGACUUUCUCGUGCAAAAGCUCACCGACGCGGAAGACGCUCUAGCGUACUCGAUCGAAGAAAAGACGUUGGCGGACGCCCAGUCGAAUUUGGACCGAGAAGUGAUGGCAUAUCUGGAUGCAAAGUCCCAAGACAUGGACCAAGUGCUGCAGCUGUACGUUACGCAGAACCAAGAAUACAAAUAUGAACUCGAACGGCUUCGCCACCAACACGACGCCAAAUCUCAAGUGAUUGAAGACAUGAUGCGGUGCUUGACUGCUGAAAAACACGACGUGGAGCAACAGGCCAAAGGACAGAAAAAGGUCCUGGUCAAGGAAAUUCGAACCCUGCGAGCGGAGAAUUCGAGGCUACACAUGGAGACCAGUGGGUUCCGCGCCCAGCUAAAGCGGCUCAAGGAAUCAUUGGCCGAUUUGGAUGCAUUGGACAUUGACAGUUAAAUCUUACGACGUCGUUACCAACGUAACGUGUUCAAAUCAUAACACCUCCUUGCGU
Aphanomyces astaci is the source of this 1433-nucleotide messenger RNA. RefSeq lists its product as hypothetical. The record is from RefSeq and is a predicted model, not a curated record. Lineage: Eukaryota; Oomycota; Saprolegniomycetes; Saprolegniales; Verrucalvaceae. Bases 11 to 1378 code for a protein of 455 amino acids. Gene Ontology annotation, molecular function: protein binding. The transcript is spliced from 11 exons.